Messenger RNA from Oryza sativa Japonica Group (Japanese rice), 1406 nucleotides. RefSeq names its product WAT1-related protein At5g64700. NCBI's taxonomy places the organism in Eukaryota, Viridiplantae, Streptophyta, Magnoliopsida, Poales, Poaceae. Gene Ontology annotation, molecular function: transmembrane transporter activity. The record is from RefSeq and is a predicted model, not a curated record. Gene Ontology annotation, cellular component: plasma membrane.
AAGUCUUUUCCUAGCUAGCCAGCAACAUCUUCAGAUCGAUCCCCCCACCAAGCCUGCAUUUCAUUGCGGGUGCACGCAGAGAUCGAGGAGAGACGAUCACCACCAUGGCCGGAGAGAUCAUUCCAGACGGCGGCGGCGGCGGCGCGGUGUUGGCGGCGGAGAGCGUGAUGCUGCCGGCGAGCAUGGUGCUGGUGCAGCUCUUCUCCGUCGUGCUGGUGCUGCUGUCCAAGCUCGCCCUCAGCACCGGCAUGCGGCCGUUCGCCCUCCUCGCCUACCGGAACCUCGUCGGCGCCGUCGCCGUCGCGCCUCUCGCCUUCAUCUUUGAGAGGAAAAAUAGGAAAAUCCCGAGCAUUGUGGAGUGGUGCUGGAUUUCGCUUAAUGCUACAUUUGGGGUAAUCCUAUCAAUGGGGCUGUACUACUAUGGACUGCGAAGCACCUCCGCCACAUAUUCAGUCAUAUUUCUGAACCUGAUUCCUAUUGUCACGUCCAUCAUUGCAAUCAUAUUCGGGGCAGAGAAGUUGGUGUUUACAGACUGGCCUGGCAAGAUAAAGCUCUUCGGUAUCAUAACAUGUGUGGGAGGAACAAUGGUAGUGAGCUUGUACAAAGGGAAACUGCUGCAUCACCCUUGGCCUUCCCACCUGUUGAAAUUCCACACGCAGAAAGCAUCAGGCUAUGCCUAUCAUCACAAUUUGUUAGCCGGUACAUUGUUCUUGUGUGGCAGCUGCCUUAGCUACGCCUUUUGGUUCAUCAUACAGGUUAGGCUUGCGAGCGUCUUCCCGUACAGGUAUUGGGCAACUACGCUGACAUGUCUUUCUGGAAGCCUGCAAGCCUUUGUGAUUGGCAUUCUGAUCAGCCCUACAAAAUCUGCCUGGACCCUCAAAUGGGACAUGCAGCUUCUGACAGUGGUUUAUUCAGGGGUGUUCAACACUGGUAUCUCAUUUGUCCUGAUGUCAUUGGCGGUCAAGCAUCGUGGACCGAUCUACCCAUCCAUGUUCAACUCGUUAUCGCUGAUCGUGAUGGUGAUCAUGGACUCAGUGUUACUUGGUACAAGUAUCUUCUUAGGGAGCAUUCUGGGGACAGCAUUCAUCAUUGUGGGGCUGAAUGCGUUUCUAUGGGGGAAAGGCAAGGAGCUGAAGCAAGCUGUGGCGCAGCACACCAGCCACAAGCAGAACACAGACCACAACGAGCAGGUUGGAGAUGAGAUAGCAUAGCAUAUCAGCACUAUGAUUGAAUGAAAGAUGAUGCUUGGCAAAUUUGCGAUGAUGACGAUAAAAAUGUCUAGAUAGAUAAGGGAUUAGCAUGGUAGUUUGUAACUAGUUUCCGGUGCAAACAAAAAUAUGGUACAAAUGAAGUUAUGAAAAGUUUGCCACCAACUCCUCGUCCUUCUUUUAAUUGACACAUUACAA